This is a messenger RNA of Yamadazyma jaroonii, 2541 nucleotides long. The record is from the annotation of a GenBank genome assembly. Lineage: Eukaryota; Fungi; Ascomycota; Pichiomycetes; Serinales; Debaryomycetaceae.
AUGACUUUCCCAUUAUUACCAUUGGUUGAGUCUUUGAAUGAUAAGGACAUCGAACAGUUCAAGGUUGUUGGAAAAGUAUUAAUUCCAUACACUGAUGAUAAAGUCACCAAGUUUUAUUUAUCGAAAAUUCCACAAGAAACUGAAGUUUUCAUCGAUGCAACUGAGUCAAAAAUCUCAGUAGAUAAAACCGUUGAAUUAUUAAAUGUUGGUGUUAGAACCAUUUUCAUUAACGGUGAACAAGUUGAAGAAUUGAUUGAACAAGCCGGUUUACCAAGCUAUAGAUUUGGUAUCAAAUCCAAAGAUUUCAGUAUAUUCAGUCAAUUAGAUAGUUCUUUCAUAGUUGAGAAAGAAAUCGAUACUGGCAAGAACGAUAACAGAAUUGUAUAUAUUGAAGGUAUUGAAGAUGAACAAGCCGCCAUUGAAGCCAUAAAGUCGGGAUUCACUCCAAUCUUAGCUACCAAGAAAUUAACCAAAUCAAGAUCUGAUACUUCUAAAAUUUCCAUUGGUAAAUUAUUCACAAGUACUUUGACUACUGACAGACCAGAUGGACUUUUUACUACUUUGAUUACUUCACCAGCUCCUAGCUAUACCGCUUUGGGUAUUGUUUAUUCUUCUAAAGCAUCUAUUGAAGAAUCCAUUGCCACUGAUGAAGGAGUUUACCAAUCCCGUAAACGUACUACCGAAUUGUGGUACAAAGGUAAAACCAGUGGUGCUACUCAAAAAUUGGUUCAUUUAUCCAAAGAUUGUGAUAACGAUGUUGUAAAAUUCAUUGUUGAACAAAAACAAGGUACUGGUUUCUGUCACUUAGACAAGAAUUUCACUUGUUUUAAUGAUAAUCAAUUAUAUAGUGGAUCUAUUGCUAAAGGUUUACCUAGAUUGGAUAAUACUUUAGCUCAAAGGAAAGUCAACGCCCCAGAAGGCUCCUACACCAAGAGAUUAUUCAAUGAUGAAAAAUUAUUGAUUGCCAAAUUGAAGGAAGAAUUAGAUGAAUUAAUCGAAGCUGGUCAAUCUAACGAUAAAGAUGAAAUUGCUUGGGAGGCUGCUGAUUUAAUUUAUUUCAUCAUGACUUGGUGUAUCAAGAAUGAUGUUAGAUUAAGUGACAUAGAAAAGAACUUGGACAUCAAAGACUUGAAAGUUACUAGACGUAAAGGUGACGCUAAACCUGCUUAUGCAGAAAAACCAAAGGAAACAACCAAAGAAGAACCUGUUUUAGAUUAUAAAUUAACUACAUUGGAAGUCAAAACUGCCUCCAAAGAAGAUAUUGCCAAAGCUUUAACUAGACCAAAUCAAAAGACUUCUGAUAUUAUGAAAUUAGUAUUACCUAUUGUUGAAAAUGUGCAAAAGAAUGGUGAUAAAGCAUUAAUCGAAUUAACCGAAAAAUUCGAUGGUGUGAAAUUAUCAUCACCAAUCUUAAACGCCCCAUUCCCUCCAGAUUUAAUGGAUAUUUCCGAAGAUAUGAAGGAAGCUAUUGAUUUAUCAAUGUCUAAUAUUGAAAAAUUCCAUGCGGCUCAAUUACCAAAAGAGGAAAUCAUGAGCGUUGAAACAAGUCCUGGUGUUAUCUGUUCCAGAUUUGCCAAACCAAUUGAAAAUGUUGGUUUGUAUGUCCCUGGAGGUACUGCAGUCUUACCAUCAACUGCUAUGAUGUUGGGAGUUCCUGCUAAAGUUGCUGGUUGUAAAAAUAUUAUUAUUGCUUCACCACCUUCAAGAUCAACUGGUAAAUUGACUCCUGAAGUUGUUUACGUAGCUCACAAAUUAGGUGCUCAAUGUAUUGUUAUGGCUGGUGGUGCUCAAGCUGUCACUGCCAUGGCUUAUGGUACUGAAAGUGUUAUCAAAUGUGAUAAAAUCUUAGGUCCUGGUAAUCAAUUCGUCACUGCUGCUAAGAUGCACGUUCAAAAUGAUACUCAAGCUUUAUGUUCAAUUGAUAUGCCAGCUGGUCCUUCUGAAGUUUUGGUUAUCGCUGAUGAUAAAGCUGAUGCUGAUUUUGUUGCUAGUGAUUUAUUAUCUCAAGCUGAACAUGGUAUUGAUUCUCAAGUUAUUUUAAUUGGUGUUGGUUUAUCUGACAAGAAAUUAGCAGAAAUUGAAGAAGCUGUCAUUAGACAAUCCGAAGUAUUACCAAGAAAGGAAAUUGUUGCUAAGUGUUUGGCUCACUCUUACACUUUAUUGGUUGAUACUUAUGAAGAAGCUUUCAAAUUAUCUAAUGAUUAUGCACCAGAACAUUUAAUUUUACAAAUAGAAAAAGCUUCUAGCUUUGUACCACAAUAUGUUGAAAAUGCUGGUUCAGUGUUUGUGGGUAAAUUAUCACCAGAAUCCUGUGGUGAUUAUUCAAGUGGUACUAACCACACUUUACCAACUUAUGGUUAUGCCAGACAAUAUUCUGGUGUUAAUACAGCAACUUUCCAAAAAUUCAUUACCUCUCAAGAAGUUACUGAAGAAGGUUUAAAGAGUAUUGGUAAAGCUGUCAUGACCAUCGCUGCUGUUGAAGGAUUAGAAGCUCAUAGAAAUGCAGUCCAUGUUAGAAUGGAAAAAUUAGGUUUAUUAUAA